CUCCUGGAAGGCUUGACAGCAUAAAGUAAAAGAGCAAUUUGUAGUUGAUUUUUUUUUUCUCUGAACUGAUUUUUAGCAAAUUGCAGACUGAGACCCAGGACUCAACAGUAUAUUCUUGGAAGGCAAGAUAGUAUAAUGGAAACCACAAUCUCCUUCCUCAUCUGUGUGUUAUUCACGGCAGACACUGCAUGGACCCAAAGUGUGAGACAGGCCUAUGAUGUGUAUGAGCCAGAGGACUGGUCUGUGCAUGAUUUCAGUUGUCCUAGAGAAUGCUUCUGCCCUCCCAGUUUCCCUACUGCCUUAUACUGUGAAAAUCGAGGGCUCAAAGAAAUCCCUCCUAUUCCUGCAAGGAUUUGGUAUCUUUACCUUGAAAACAACUUGAUAGAAACCAUCCCUGAGAAACCUUUUGUGAACGCCACCCAGCUGAGAUGGAUCAAUUUAAACAAGAACAAAAUAACCAACUAUGGAAUUGAAAAAGGAGCCCUAAGCCAGCUGAAGAAGCUGCUUUUCUUAUUUCUAGAAGACAAUGAGCUAGAGGAAGUACCUUCCCCUCUGCCAAGAAGUUUAGAGCAGUUACAAUUAGCUAGGAACAAGGUGUCCAGAAUUCCUCAAGGAACCUUCAGCAAUCUGGAAAACCUGACCCUUCUUGAUCUACAGCACAAUAAGCUAUUGGACAGUGCCUUUCAAAGAGACACCUUUAAAGGACUCAAGAACCUCAUGCAACUAAAUAUGGCCAAGAAUGCCCUAAGGAACAUGCCCCCAAGACUGCCAGCCAAUACAAUGCAGCUCUUUCUGGACAACAAUUCUAUUGAAGGAAUACCAGAAAAUUAUUUCAAUGUCAUUCCUAAAGUGGCCUUCCUGAGGUUAAACCACAACAAGUUAUCUAAUGCAGGCCUCCCAUCAAGAGGUUUUGAUGUGUCCUCGAUUCUAGAUCUUCAACUGUCUCACAAUAGACUCACAAAAUUUCCCCAAAUCAGUGCCCGUCUGCAGCAUCUUCACCUUGAUCAUAACAAAAUUCGAAGUGUGAAUGUCUCUCUGAUAUGCCCUACGCCUACCACACUGCAUGCAGAACAAGAUGCUUUCAUUCACGGACCUCAACUGAGCUACCUCCGUCUGGAUGGAAAUGAAAUCCAACCUCCAAUCCCAAUGGAUUUAAUGACCUGCUUCAAGCUUCUUCAGGCUGUCAUUAUUUAA
Fukomys damarensis (Damara mole-rat) is the source of this 1194-nucleotide messenger RNA. RefSeq names its product keratocan (gene Kera). The transcript has 3 exons. The coding region runs from base 136 to 1194 and encodes 352 amino acids. NCBI's taxonomy places the organism in Eukaryota, Metazoa, Chordata, Mammalia, Rodentia, Bathyergidae. The record is from RefSeq and is a predicted model, not a curated record. Gene Ontology annotation, molecular function: protein binding.